This is a messenger RNA of Dermatophagoides pteronyssinus (European house dust mite), 2701 nucleotides long. RefSeq lists its product as uncharacterized. The record is from RefSeq and is a predicted model, not a curated record. Lineage: Eukaryota; Metazoa; Arthropoda; Arachnida; Sarcoptiformes; Pyroglyphidae.
AACAACAACAACAACAACAACGUUUGGAACAACAUUGUGAAUGAUUCCGGAUAACGAAUAAAAAAUAAUGAUUGAUAAUAAAAACGGUGCUCAACAACACCGAGAACAGCAACCACAACAGUUGCAGCAGCCACGUCGUCGGCUGCGUUCUCGACAAAAACGUGCCCGUUAUAAUGAAGAAUUAUUGGAUGAUGAAGAAGAUUUUUUUAUUGAAGAACGUUAUUUUAAUGUUGAAGAAAAAUUACAAUGUAAAAGUUUUGCAAAUUGUCAACGUAAUUGUUUAAAAGAAAUUGAUGGUAAUGAUUUAACAUUUGAAUAUUUUCAACGAAAUGGUUUUCAAACACCAAUGUUGGUUAAAGAAAAUAAAAAUAAUGUUUUAGGAAUGAAAAUACCAUCGGAUACAUUUACAGUUGAUGAUGUUAAAUCAUGUGUUGGACAACGUAGAAUACUUGAUGUAAUGGAUGUUGAAACACAAAAAGCCAAAACAAUGACAAUGAAAGAAUGGUGUAAUUAUUAUAAUAAUACUGAACGUAUUGAAUUAUUGAAUGUAAUUUCAUUGGAAUUUUCACAUACAAAAUUGGAAAAUUAUGUUGAUUCACCACGUAUUGUAAAACAAAUGGAUUGGGUUGAUUUAGUAUGGCCAAGAUAUUUGAAAAAACAACAAAAAGAAGGAACAAAUGCUUUGCAUGAAAUGAAAUAUCCAAAAGUACAAAAAUAUUGUUUAAUGAGUGUAAAAGGUUGUUAUACGGAUUUUCAUAUUGAUUUUGGUGGUACAUCAGUUUGGUAUCAUAUAUUACGUGGACGAAAAAUUUUUUGGUUAAUACCACCAACUGAAACAAAUUUACGUUCAUAUGAAAAAUGGACAUUAUCGGGUGAACAAUCGAAAAUAUUUUUUGGUGAUCUGGUUGAACAUUGUUGUCGUAUUGAAUUAGAAUCGGGUAAUACAUUUUUUAUACCAACCGGUUGGAUACAUGCAGUUUAUACAAUGGAAGAUUCAUUAGUAUUUGGUGGAAAUUUUUUACAUUCAUUUGGUAUUGAAAAACAAUUACGUGUUUCGCAGGUUGAAGAUGUAACACGUGUUGAAUCGAAAUAUCGUUAUCCAUUUUUUAUACAUUUAAUGUGGUAUGUUUUGGUACGUUAUGUACAUUGUUUAAUGGGUCGUAAUCAUUUAACGAUUGAUGAUGAUGGUAAUCCGUUGUCAUCGACAUCAUCAUCACAAUCGAAGCAACCGCAACAACCUCAAUCAUCAUCAACAUCGAAUGAUGACCCAUUCAUAACAUUUGUACCGAAUGAAAAAAUUCAUCUAACAACAUAUGAAAUUAAUGGAUUGAAAAAAUUAAUACAAUGGCUGUCGCAACGUUUAACCAAAUUACAACGUGAAAUACGACAAGGAAAAUCAAAUGAACAAUUAUUACGAAAUUUAAUACCAGAUUUAAUAAUAUCGGCUGAAAAUCUAUUAGAUGAUGCAAAAAAAAUGAUUUUGGAACAUGAAAAUGAUAAUAAUGAACAAGCGAUUACAAAUCGUCCGGUUUUAUUUUGGUUAACAAAAAAAAUGAUUAAUCAAUUGAAUAAACCAAUGAAAAUGGCAAUGAUAAAAAAAUGUUUACCAUCAUCAUCAUCAUCGACAACAACUUCUUCGUCUUCGACAACGAUACAACAACAUCAAAAGAUUCCAAUCAAACGAUCAUUAUCACCAAAUAAUCAAAAGAAUCAAGAAUCUUCACAAUCGCAACAACAACAACGACAAGUUAGCCUUGGUACAACUUUGAAUUAUGAUCUCAUUUCAAAUAGUUCAUUAUUGAAAGGUUUAAUUGAACAAACGGGUGUUAAAACAUCAUCAUCUCCUCAUUCAUCAACAAUGAUAAAUUCAUCAUUAGAAUCGGAAGAAAAUAAGAAAUUUAAACCGCAACAGCAACAACAAGAUACUGCCGCUCAUUAUUAUAAUUAUUCAUCGCAACCGCAACAGCCACCAGCAACAUCAUCUUAUGGUGUUUAUAAUAAUCAUUCGUCUUCCGUUUUGAAAACAACAUCGAUGACAAAUGCAACGAAUACGAUGACAGUAAAUUCAACAAAUGUUCGUGGUGGUAACAGUGGUGGUAAUGGUGGUAUAAUAACCGAACAUAAUUAUAAUCUACAUCCAUCGGCUUAUUAUAAUCCAUAUCAACCACAUAAUUAUGCUUAUCAUCCAUAUAGUCAUCAUCAAAUUCAAUAUAAUCAACCAUCAUCGCAACAACAAUCAUCAUCAUUUCAAACACAAUCACAAAAUAAUGUACAACAUUAUCAAACUUAUAUCUAUCAUCAGCCACAACAACAACAACAAUUGUCAACAACAAAUAUUCCAAAUUCUGUACAACAACAACAACAACAACAAAUAAUUUUACAACAGAAUCCAGCUGCAACUGUUGCCGCACCGACAACAACAACAACAACAAAUAUGAAUGGAAAUUAUUCAAAUCAUCAGUAUUAUAAUAAUCAUCCAUCAUCAUCAACAUCAUCAUUACCUAUAAAUGUAAAUUAUUCAUAUGUAUCUCAACAGCAAACGCCAACAAUUCUACCAUCAUUACAGCAGCAGCAGCAUCAACAGCCUCAACAACAACAACAACAAUCACCAAAAGUUAUUUAUUUACAUCAUCCACAACAACAACAACAGCAACAAAAACAUCCAACAAUAAUCUAUCCACAAAUGAAUUAUUCAUCAUCA